CGGACGCCGCUGUCCUGACGCCUUGCCUUUGCAUGUAGUACUGAGGCUGCUGGGGUUGUUCUUUCGAGGGGACGCGAGCGGUACCCCUUCAGAGGCCUGGGCUGUGGCAGCCUCUGUCACUCCUGUGCGGUCCCGGCGCUGCGCAGCGCGUUGGUGCCACCGUCAUGGAUCUAAAUUUAAACCGAGCGGAUUAUUUACAGGUGGGCGUGACCUCUCAGAAGACUAUGAAGCUACUUCCUGCCUCAAGACAUAGAACUACACAAAAGGUGGUUAUUGGAGAUCACGAUGGGGUAGUUAUGUGCUUUGGCAUGAAAAAAGGAGAAGCAGUGGCAGUGUUCAAGACUUUACCGGGGCAGAAGAUUGCAAGAUUGGAGCUAGGAGGGGUUCUUAACACACCCCAGGAGAAAAUUUUUAUUGCUGCAGGAUCUGAGAUUAGAGGCUUCACAAAGAGAGGAAAACAGUUCCUCUCUUUUGAAACCAACCUCACUGAAAGCAUUAAAGCUAUGCAUAUAUCUGGCUCAGACCUCUUUCUCAGUGCAAGUUACAUCUAUAACCAUUAUUGUGAUUGCAAAGACCAACAUUAUUACCUUUCUGGGGACAAAAUCAAUGACAUCAUCUGCCUUCCAGUGGAAAGAUUACCUCGUAUUACACCGGUAUUGGCCUGCCAGGACAGAGUGCUCAGAGUUUUACAGGGAUCUGAUGUGAUGUAUGAAACUGAAGUGCCUGGCCCACCUACUGUUUUAGCACUACACAACGGAAAUGGCGGUGACUCUGGAGAAGACCUUUGGUUUGGAACAUCAGAUGGAAAACUUGGGCUUAUUCAGAUCACUACCUCUAAACCAAUACACAAGUGGGAAAUUCGAAAUGAGAAAAAGUGGGGAGGGAUUUUGUGUGUUGACAGCUUUGACAUUGUGGGUGAUGGGGUUAAGGAUUUACUUGUUGGGAGAGAUGAUGGAAUGGUGGAAGUGUACAGUUUUGACAAUGCAAAUGAGCCUGUUCUACGAUUUGAUCAGAUGUUGUCUGAAAGUGUCACAUCUAUCCAGGGUGGUUGUAUAGGGAAAGAUGGCUAUGAUGAAAUUGUGGUAUCCACAUAUUCAGGCUGGGUUACAGGUCUGACAACAGAGCCUGUACAUAAGGAAAGUGGACCAGGAGAAGAACUGAAAAUUAAUCAGGAGAUGCAGAAUAAAAUUUCUUCUUUAAGGAGUGAGCUGGAACAUCUGCAGUAUAAGGUACUACAGGAAAGAGAGAAAUAUCAACAGUCUUCUCAAUCAAGCAAAGCAAAAUCAGCAGUACCUUCAUUUAGUGUAAAUGAUAAGUUCACAUUAAAUAAAGAUGAUGCCAGCUACAGUCUCAUCUUAGAGGUACAGACAGCGAUAGAUAACGUCUUAAUACAGAGUGAUGUUCCAAUAGACUUACUUGAUGUGGAUAAAAAUUCUGCUGUUGUCAGCUUUAGCAGCUGUGAUUCUGAGUCAAAUGACAACUUUCUUCUCGCUACUUAUCGGUGCCAGGCAAAUACUACAAGGCUGGAACUCAAGAUUCGUUCAAUUGAAGGCCAGUAUGGCACACUUCAAGCAUAUGUGACUCCAAGGAUUCAACCUAAAACCUGUCAGGUCCGCCAAUACCUUAUCAAACCCCUUUCACUCCAUCAAAGAACUCACUUUAUUGAUCAUGACAGACCCAUGAAUACACUGACUUUAACGGGCCAAUUCAGUUUUGCUGAAGUUCACUCCUGGGUGGUUUUUUGCCUGCCUGAAGUUCCUGAAAAACCUCCAGCAGGAGAAUGUGUGACAUUUUACUUUCAGAACACCUUCCUGGAUACACAACUUGAAAGUACCUACAGAAAAGGAGAAGGAGUUUUUAAAUCUGACAACAUUUCUACUAUAUCCAUCCUAAAAGAUGUGCUCUCUAAAGAAGCUACCAAAAGGAAGAUUAACCUCAACAUAUCAUACGAGAUAAAUGAAGUAUCAGUCAAACACACUUUAAAGCUAAUCCACCCAAAGCUGGAGUACCAGUUGCUUUUGGCUAAGAAAGUGCAAUUAAUUGAUGCUUUAAAAGAGUUGCAGGUUCAUGAGGGAAAUACAAAUUUUCUGAUACCAGAAUAUCGCUGUAUUCUAGAAGAGGCAGAUCACCUACAGGAAGAAUACAAAAAGCAACCUGCACAUCUUGAAAGACUGUAUGGCAUGAUCACUGAUCUUUUCAUAGAUAAGUUCAAGUUCAAAGGCACCAAUGUAAAAACCAAAGUACCUCUUUUACUGGAGAUUCUGGACAGUUAUGACCAAAAUGCAUUGAUUGCUUUCUUUGAUGCUGCAUGAACUAUAAACAAGGUAAAGUUCCAAACAAGGUAAAGUUCCAAAGGAGUCUUUUUAAACGAAAUAUGUUAAAACAGAAUUAUGGCACAAGCUAACUGUACAUACUUUUAUUUCAAAUGCUUUUUAAUAACGUCUAAAAAUAUUUAAGAUGUGACUUCUUUUAGUAAUGCUUCUAUUUUGAGAAUUGGAGCUUUUUAAAAAUAGAGUUUUUAUUUUAAAACAUUAGUGGAAUGAUGAUAAGGAAUUUUAAUGAAUUUUUUGCAAGUGGAUGUUUCAACUUUUAAAUUGAGAAAUAUUUGGAAAAUUAAAAAUAUAUUCAAAUAUUUAACAAGCUAUACCACAUGUAUAAACUACUUUACAGUUUUCAAAAAUGUAUUUACAUUCAUUACUUCAUCUAAUCUUCACAAUAUAUAUUGUUAUUUUGUCAAGUCAUAUAGGAAAACUGAUUCUCUGUGAGGUUAAGUGAUUAAGAGGACAAGCUGUUAUUAUUUUGUAAAGCUGGGACCAGAUCCCAAGUUCUGGUGCCUGGUUUGUGUCCUGGUUACUGUAUACGUUGUUAACAAGUGGAAAUAACUUACCAAUUAUUUUUUCUCGGAGUUGAGAUUGAUUUGCAACUGAUUUCACUCUUGCUAGGUAAUGUUUUGUGAACCAUGCUCAGUUUGUGAAAUGCUUGAGUUGGUUCAGUGCUAUAAAUUGUGGCCAGGGAAAUGAGCAGAGCUUGCACAGAUUGAAGGGAUCUUCACUUGCUGUCCCUGUAACCAGUAAAACUAUACAAGUGUACUACAUGUGAAGAGUGCAGAAAUAGUGAUGGCUCCUUAGAUUUUCCUGCACUAGUACCCACUAAUUUCCAUUUUAUCAUAUAUGGAGGGAAAUAAGACUUUAAAGCUACAGAAGUUUUAUUCAUUAAUCUUAAUUUAUGUUUUUUCAUAUUCAGGGUAAUAUUGUAUUUAAAGGUUGUUUUAAAAUGACAUAAAGAUUAUAUAAUUAUGUUUUCAAGAAGGGCACACUCAUGAAUUUGUCAAAAACAAUGUUUCUUAAUUAUCUACCAUUAUAUUUAUUAUAUGCAAGCCUUGUAUAUUAAAUUUGAAAAUUUGUUAAAAGCACAUAUCACUGAGAGUUUUAUUUUAAUAAGGUCAUAUUGUUUUUAUUAUAUUUAAACAACCUUCAUUGCUAAAUGGAACAAAUAAUUUUAUUUAGGUCACUAGAAUUUCACUGGGUGCUUUUUGUUGGCUGCCACAGCUUGGGGAAAGAUGCAUCAAAAUCAGUGACUGUCUAGUUUAAUUUCUUAUAGUAC
Messenger RNA from Leptonychotes weddellii (Weddell seal), 3603 nucleotides. Lineage: Eukaryota; Metazoa; Chordata; Mammalia; Carnivora; Phocidae. The record is from RefSeq and is a predicted model, not a curated record.